Leucoraja erinaceus (little skate) is the source of this 1554-nucleotide messenger RNA. RefSeq names its product family with sequence similarity 98 member B (gene tslig3b). The transcript is spliced from 8 exons. NCBI's taxonomy places the organism in Eukaryota, Metazoa, Chordata, Chondrichthyes, Rajiformes, Rajidae. Gene Ontology annotation, cellular component: tRNA-splicing ligase complex. Bases 155 to 1363 code for a protein of 402 amino acids. The record is from RefSeq and is a predicted model, not a curated record.
CCCUGCCGCUCACUCCCAUAGCGGAUCUUCGCUCCGCUCACCGCUGCACAAAGGAGCGGGACGACGUUUGAAAGCGGCCGGUCUGGUGAAUCGGGCGGCGGCGUCGAGACAGGCAGAGCCCGAGGCCGGCUACUAGAGCCGCGUGUCUGUCGCCAUGGAGGCGGACAUCCUGGACGCGCUCGAUGCCCUGGGGUACGAUGGACCCUUGUUGGAAGAAGAUGCUCUUUUGAAAGCAGUUGAGACUGGGCCAUCUUCCUCAGAAUUUACUGAACUGUGUGUGUGGUUAUCUUCGCAGAUUAAAAUGUUAUGUAAUCUGGAAGAAAGUAUAAAUAAUAUUACCUGCGCAGAAGAUGUUGAAAGCUUUCUGCUGGAGAUUAACGGUUUCCUAAAAGAAAUGUCGUGCCCCUAUUCAACACUUCUAACAGGAGAUUUUAAAGAGAGAUUAAAAAAGAAGGAAGACUGCUUAAAACUUCUAUUAUAUUUGUCAUCUGAGCUUCAAACUGCAAGGAUCCUACAGUAUAAAUCUCCCCCAGUGUCCAAAGCUGAACGCAAUAAAGAUAUUUCUCGGGAGAUUAAAUCUAUCUUUGCAGCGUUGGGUUUGCCCUGUCCGAUAAUUGAUGUUGCUGAUGCACAAUUAUUUAAGCCUAUAGAGGAGAAGGUGAAAAAUAUAAAUUCCAAAUCUCCCAAAAGUUAUAUAAGUCAACCACUGAUGAAGCUAACACCAACUUCCGAGCAAUGGGAGAAUCUUGAGGCAAUAAACAAAGCUCUCACCAGUGAGUAUGAAUGCCGCAGAAGAAUGUUGAUUAAACGUCUAGAUGUAACUGUCCAGUCAUUUGGCUGGUCUGACAAAGCCAAGGCAAAUACAGACAAUAUGGCAAAAAUCUAUCAACCAAAAAGACAGUCUUUAUCCUUGGCAUCAACGGUAACCCUGGCACAUCUUCUGGCUGCCCGUGAAGACUUGUCCAAGAUUAUGAAGACUAGCAGUGGUUCCUUAAGGAAAGGGACGUCUUGUGCCAUCAACAAGGUUCUGAUGGGGAGAGUUCCUGACCGAGGAGGUAGACCAUCUGAGAUAGAGGCACCACCACCAGAGAUGCCACCUUGGCUGAAGAGACAAGAUGGCGGGAGAGGCGGACGUGGUGGUGGAGGUGGUCGUGGCGGGGCUGGCUGGGGAGGUGGCCAAGGAGGUGCAGGUGGCAGGGGUGGUGGAGGAAGGGGUGCCCAAGGGGGUGGAGGUGGUUGGGGUGGUGGCUAUGGAGGUGGUCAAGGAGGUUGGGGUGGUCAGGGAGGUGGAAGAGGUGGCGGCAGAGGAGGCUAUGGAGACAUGGGAAAUUAUGGUGGACGAGGAGGUUACGGACGAUACUGAAUGAAUAGUGGACAUUAUAAUAUGUUACAAAUACCUGCAAAAACUCGACAUUUCGAGCCACACUCGUUGCAGCCAGUGCAGCAGUAAAGAUUAUACCUGCAGCUGAAAAUAAUUUAUCUCCCCAUGUUCAGAAGAUUGCAGCAUACCAUUACCCUUUAAGGUACAAGAAUGGUAAAGGAUUUUUUUUUUUU